ACCUCCAUAUAAAACGAAAAGCCCCCCAAUUCUUUCUUUCUACCAGCAAGUCCCGAUCUACUCCGUACUUCACUCGGAUCGCUGCGAACUCGUCCCAGAAAUGACGAAUCGGCUCGUUGUCGUCCUCUCAAUUUCAGCUCUGAUCUUGUUAUCAGCACUAUCUCCAGUGAUCUCCAGCACCGACGACUUCGACGAGGACCUCAGCUUCCUCGAAGCCGAAGAAGCCGCCGCACAAGAGGCGUCGCCGAAGCACCCUUACGCUUCAGAUUCACAGUUUUUGGAUGAAGAGGUCGACGAUGACGACAACGACUUCGCGAGCUACGACGACUUCGAAGUCCCGUCGGGGAUCGAGGACCACGAGGAGUACUCGCAGCCGGAGAUCGACGACAAGGACGUCGUCGUUUUGACGGACCGCAACUUCAGUGGCUUCGUUGAGGACAAUCGGUAUGUGAUGGUCGAGUUCUACGCGCCGUGGUGCGGCCACUGCCAGGCUUUGGCGCCGGAGUACGCCGCGGCCGCGACGGAGCUGAAGACCGAGGGAGUGCCGCUGGCGAAGGUGGAUGCGACGGAGGAGAAUGCCUUAGCGGAGGAAUACGAGGUACAGGGCUUCCCUACUGUGUAUUUCUUCAUCGACGGUGAGCACAAGCCCUACAAUGGUCAAAGGACGAAAGAAGCAAUUGUAACUUGGAUAAAAAAGAAAAUAGGACCUGGUGUGUACAACAUAACCACUGCAGAUGAUGCUGAGCGUGUAUUGACUUCUGAAAAUAAAGUUGUUUUGGCUUUUCUGGAAUCUUUGGUGGGCCCUGAGAGCAAGGAGCUUGCUGCUGCUUCCAAGCUUGAGGAUGGUGUCAGCUUCUACCAAACUAUAAAUGCUGAUGUGGCAAAACUUUUCCACAUGGACCCUAAUGCUAUACGCCCUGCUUUGGUCUUGCUAAAGAGGGAGGUUGAGAAAUUGAGCCAUUUUGAUGGUCAAUUUGUAAAGUCUGCAAUAGCUGAGUUUGUAUCUGCCAACAAGCUUCCGCUGGUGAUCACUUUUUCAAGAGAAAGUGCCCCUGCAAUUUUUGAAAGUCCUAUUAAAAAACAGCUAUUGCUCUUUGCUGUUUCAAAUGAUUCUGAGAAGGUUGUUCCAACAUUUCAAGAAGCUGCAAAAUUUUUUAAGGGAAAGCUUCUCUUUGUAUAUGUGGAAAUGGAUGACGAAGAUGUUGGCAGGCCGGUUGCAGAAUUUUUUGGUAUCACUGGGAAUUCUCCAAAAGUUAUUGGAUAUUCAGGAACUGAUGAUUCUAGGAAAUACGUGCUUGAUGGGGUGGACAAUUUAGAUAAAAUUAAGACUUUUGGGGAAGAUUUCCUGGAAGACAAGCUGAAACCUUUUUAUAAAUCAGAUCCAAUUCCAGAGCCUAAUGAUGGGGAUGUGAAAAUAGUGGUUGGAAAUAACUUUGAUGAAAUUGUUUUAGACGAAUCAAAAGAUGUUCUCCUUGAGAUUUAUGCACCAUGGUGUGGACAUUGCCAAGCUCUGGAACCCAUCUACAAUAAACUUGCCAAACAUUUACGUGGCAUUGAAUCUCUCAUUAUAGCCAAAAUGGAUGGUACAACAAAUGAACACCAUAAAGCCAAGUCCGAGGGGUUCCCCACGCUACUAUUUUUCCCAGCAGGGAAGAAGAGUUCAGAACCAAUUACGGUGGAUGCAGAUCGGACCGUGGUUGCACUUUACAAAUUCCUGAAGCAGCAUGUGUCUAUCCCUUUCAAGCUCCAAAAAUCAGUUCCCGCUCCAAAGCCCGAGAGCACCGAGGCCAAAGAGAGCAGCAGCAGUGACACCAAGGAUGAAUUGUGAGAGUUGCACCAGUCCUAUGUACGCAUGUGUGUAUUAGCUCUAUCCUACUCAGGUUGAACAAUAGGAAUUAGAUUUAGAAGAAGCAUCAAACCAAAGCCCCCCCACCCCAACUAGAAAAGCUAGGCUAAUUUUAUUUGAAUUGUCAAGGAUUUUGUUAGUAGCCCUCCAAGUCUUGCUUUUGAGUUAUGUAAUAAAUGUUCUUUAUAUCCAUCCACUUUCUGUUAGCUUAACUGAAACUGAGAGCAGUGUCUGGAAACAGAUCCAGAUCCAAAUCCAAAUCCAAAUCCUGAUCCUGUUCAGCUCA
Messenger RNA from Diospyros lotus (date-plum), 2132 nucleotides. RefSeq names its product protein disulfide isomerase-like 1-4. The transcript has 12 exons. Bases 101 to 1828 code for a protein of 575 amino acids. Lineage: Eukaryota; Viridiplantae; Streptophyta; Magnoliopsida; Ericales; Ebenaceae. Gene Ontology annotation, molecular function: protein disulfide isomerase activity. Gene Ontology annotation, biological process: protein folding; response to endoplasmic reticulum stress. Gene Ontology annotation, cellular component: endoplasmic reticulum. The record is from RefSeq and is a predicted model, not a curated record.